AAUGGCUGCUCCGAUAAUUCAGCUCUCUCUCCUCUCUGAAACCUUUGAAGUUGAAUUUGUUUACUCCUUUUGUCUGAAUUGAAUAAUCCCAGAAAUUAAUUUGAGGUGUUGACAUUUUUGUCUGUCUGCGUACGUAAUAAUCGCAUAAUUAUGUCCUUGAGACUUGAGCUUAUAUUAUAAGAGAUGAAGCAAAGUGGCAGUGCCAAUCCACAACAGAUCUCUACUAAUUAAGGCUAUCUCAGAUCAAUGGAUAAUUCUGCUGCUCUUCCUCCAUUGAUUACCCAUAAAGAUGGGUCGAUUCAAGACUCUGAUAUUAAGGAGGACGUACUCGAGUCUGCAAAAGCUGAAAUGGGUGAGGUAAGAGAAGAAAACGAAAGAUUGAAGAUGAUGUUACAGCAAGUUGAAAAAGAUUACCAAUCACUCAAAUUACGCUUCUUCGACAUCCUUCGCCAAGAAACUUGCAAGAAACCAGCAGAUUCAGCCCCAUCAAGCGACGAAACCGAAGAGCCUGAGCUCGUCUCACUUUGUCUUGGAAGAACUCCCAGCGAACCUAAACGAGAUGAGAAGACAAGCAACUCUAGCAAAAGCAGCAGAGAAAAUGAAGAGUUAAAGGCUAGCUUGACUCUUGGGUUCGAGUCCAAAUUUCAGACAUCUACUGAGCUUGUGUCGAAUCCUAGCCCUGAGAAUAGUUUAGAAGAUUUAGCCAAAGAAGAUGAAGCUGCAGGAGAGACAUGGCCACCAAGCAAGGUCCUUAAGAGAAAUGCAGAUGAUGAGGUUGCUCAACAAAACAAUGUGAAAAGAGCUAGGGUUUGUGUGAGAGCUAGAUGCGAUACUCCAACGAUGAAUGAUGGAUGCCAAUGGAGGAAAUAUGGCCAAAAGAUUGCAAAAGGAAAUCCAUGUCCUCGAGCAUAUUAUCGUUGUACAGUCGCACCAGCAUGUCCAGUAAGAAAACAGGUACAAAGAUGUGCUGAGGACAUGUCCAUCUUGAUUACAACCUACGAAGGAACUCACAACCACCCACUUCCUGUUUCAGCCACAGCCAUGGCUUCAACAACCUCAGCAGCAGCUUCCAUGUUAUUAUCAGGCUCUUCAUCCUCACAGCCAGCCUUUGGCUCCCAUGCUGCUGCAACAACAACAACUGCUACUCAACUCAAUGGCUUAAGCUUCAGUCUCUACGAUAGUUCCACACCAAAACAAUUCUACUUAGCAAAUAACUCUUCAUCACCUUUGUUCCCGACAAUUACCUUGGAUCUUACAGCUUCUCCCUCCACUUCAUCUACUGCAACUCCUUUCAAUAAUAGAUUCUCUUCAAGCAUCUCUAGAUUCCCUUCAACAAAUCUUAACUUUUGUUCCUCGGAAUCCAACAUAGUAUCAGAAGUUUGGGGAAAUGGGUACCAAACUAGGAAGCAACUCCAAGAACAAAUAUAUGAAAAGAAUCACCAGAACCAAGCAGCUUCUCAACAGGAACUGACAGAAACCUUAACCAAAGCAAUAACAUCUGAUCCAAGUUUCAGAACUGUAAUAGCUGCAGCUAUUUCCUCAAUGAUGGGAGGCGGCGGCGGAUCUGCAAAUUCAAGCCAAGGAAACCUAAGGGGUGCAGAGAGUUUUGGUCAGAAUUUGAAGCUGGGAGAAGGUAAUAAUCAGGCCAUUGCUGCAAAUUUAUUGAACCUGCAGAACGGGAAAGGAUGUGCAAGCAGCUACUUCAAUGGCUUGUCGGCUUCAACUUCCCAAAUGGGAAGCUUGCUUCAAUCUCAUGCAUUGCCGUUUUCUGUGUUUAAUAGUUCCUCCAUGUCUGCUAAUAAUAACAAUAACAAUAAGGAUCAUAAGAGUUGAAAGGAUUAGGUGUUAAAUGUAAGAAAAUGACAGAUUAAACAAAUUAGAAAAAGAAUUUAUUUAUGGUAUUUAUGUCAUUUUCUUACCUUUAACAUUGAUAUGUCAUUUUCUUAUCUUUAACGUUGUUUUUAC
Manihot esculenta (cassava) is the source of this 1965-nucleotide messenger RNA. RefSeq names its product probable WRKY transcription factor 72. The transcript has 4 exons. Bases 247 to 1833 code for a protein of 528 amino acids. Gene Ontology annotation, molecular function: DNA-binding transcription factor activity; sequence-specific DNA binding. Gene Ontology annotation, biological process: regulation of DNA-templated transcription. NCBI's taxonomy places the organism in Eukaryota, Viridiplantae, Streptophyta, Magnoliopsida, Malpighiales, Euphorbiaceae. The record is from RefSeq and is a predicted model, not a curated record.